This is a messenger RNA of Owenia fusiformis, 389 nucleotides long. NCBI's taxonomy places the organism in Eukaryota, Metazoa, Annelida, Polychaeta, Sabellida, Oweniidae. The record is from the annotation of a GenBank genome assembly.
UCUCAAGCACAGUGCUCAAUACUAUUGAAACCUGUGAUAAAGACACAAAUCUGGGUUGACGGUUACAAGUUAAUUGAGAAUCUUGCCAAUUGCAUGGAGAAGUAUGCAAAACAUUUAAAAAACACUAAAAUUGAAACUAUGAACAAUCAAAGUAAAUUGCACCCUGUAAGGCAAAUAGCCAAUGAUGCCACCAUUGAGCAUCGUCAAAGUGUAUAUGGAACAACUCCAAAGUUGUUUCAAACUUUAGAAAAGGAGAUACUCAAAGCCGGAAUCGGUAACCCGGUUAUGUAUAAUGAAUGGCAUGUUUGAAUCAUCUAAAGAUAGGUAGAAAUUUUUCAAUACCUUGCAAAUAUCUGUUCCAAUUGAUAUCAUUAGAUUUUGUCCUGGGG